This is a messenger RNA of Biomphalaria glabrata, 7241 nucleotides long. Its product is annotated as obscurin-like. Gene Ontology annotation, cellular component: neuron projection membrane. The transcript has 11 exons. The record is from RefSeq and is a predicted model, not a curated record. Gene Ontology annotation, biological process: synapse organization. Lineage: Eukaryota; Metazoa; Mollusca; Gastropoda; Planorbidae. Bases 1275 to 2255 code for a protein of 326 amino acids.
AGUCUCGUGUGCUUCAUCUCAAAACAAUGAUCAUUUUCAAGCCUAGCUGAUUUUUCUACUUCGCUUGGAUGUGUUUCAGUGCCGCACUUUUGUUAUUUUAGGGCCUAUUUCCUGAGCUCGUUUAAUUGUAACUUGUUUCAAAAUAUUGUUGCGGUAGUUAGUAUGACCUUAAGUAUCGAUUGCUAGUUUUAGAAAAAAAAAAGGUUAAAAGGCUAAGACGAAAGAGAAACAUAAAUCUUUCUCUCUCUCUCUCUCUAUAUAUAUAUAUAUAUAUAUAUAAGAUUGAUGGUAGACCAAAUGUUUGUAUACUGUAGUGUAGUAGUGUAGAGCCGCUUACUAGUGGAUAAAGGUACCAGUACUAGAGUUGUAUUUCCCUUAUUAAACUCCAGGAUAUCACCAGACAGUGCAGGAUAGAAAUCUUACACUUGUGAGAAUUGUGCGCAUUGUGUUAGCAACAUAUUCUAGGGUUUCAAUUCUGUAAGGAUUAACUUAUUCUGUGUGUCGGAAAACGUCCAUUAAAAGCAAGCAUAGUUGCAUUGGACAUUACUGCCAACAUAAGUCAAUAUUAUAGAGUAAGGCCAUCGUCUCAUACAAUGGGAUAGACUUAACGCCAGCACAACCCCAUUAGACGCAACCGUCUUUUCAAAUUGACACCUUCUUCCUGUUGACGAGAAGAUGGUGUAGUCUCUAAAUACAAAGCUGCUGUCGUUGGGCCUGCGGAUUUGUUCACAUCACCAACCAUCUCGUCAUCAGAUAGUGAGGAACAUUUGUUUGUGCACUGCAUGUAUCAUAGAGUUUCUUCCAUCAUCGUCUGACAGAAUUAACCUGUAAACUCUCCUUCAAUAAAUACACCAGUCCCUAAGGCGUUUCAUUGAGGUACGAAAAAAGAAUUUGCCAUUUCUCUGAGAAGUGGUUCAAGUUUCUCCAUUUCUUGCAGUGUGGGCUCAUUUUGUAUUCAUCGUGAGAAUAGCUACAUUUUGUAUGCAACGUGAAAAGUGCUACAUUUUGUAUUCAACGUGAGAAUUGCUACAUUUGUAUUCAUCGUGAGAAGUGCUACAUUUUGUAUUCAACGUGAGAAGUGCUACAUUUGUAUUCAACGUGAGAAGUGCUUUAUUUUGUAUUCAACCUCAGAAUUGCUACAUUGCUACAUUGCUUUGAAUAAAGAAGUAGCUCAUCUGGAUAGGAUACAAAGUUUUAAGCUAAAAACGUGAUCUAUAUUUCUGAUACUUCAUGGGAAGAGCGCCAUCAGGUUACGCUGACCCACAGGAUACUCGAUGAGCGAUGAGCGCUUCCGUAUCACUGGCCAUACCAUCAUGAGAGCUUAUGUUUGUCUUGCGACAUUUUUAGUUGUUGCUGUGGCGCAAGAAGCUCCAAACAGACGGCGUAGAGUGUGGGACACGUCUGAAAAUGACACCAGUUCUUUGCCCCCUCCGUUCUUCCACCCCACCCCCGAGCGUGUGACGUCUAAGGAAGGCCAGAUGGCCAAACUGGAAUGUAUGGUGGAGAAUAUCGGCACUAAACACGUCAUCUGGCGUCGGAAAUCUGACCCAAACCCCUUGACCAUAGGCCGCAGAACGUUCGUGGAUGAUGAAAGAAUAUCAGUACAGCACAUCCCAUUACAACCAAACUGGACAUUACUUAUCAAACAGGUCCGUCUGGACGACGCUGGGGAGUACGAGUGUCAGGUGGCCUCCACAGACAGACAGUUGCGGAGAUCUGUCUUCCUGACAGUCAAACCCGGUAAACGACAGAAAAUCAAGUCAGACAUCAAGAUUACAGGGAAGACUUACGUGGAGAAAGGUCAAAAAAUUAAACUCAUUUGCAACGCCACUGGAGCGGACACAACAGAUGACCUGGACUGGUUCAGGAACGGUCAAAAGCUGUCCACCAACAAGAAGAUCACCAUCCACAAGAGGGUCUCCUUAACUGACCGUCAGAUCGACAGCGUUUUAGAAGUGCAGGACGCAGACCUGGACGACGCUGGAGUCUACGUGUGCCGGACAUCAGAGUUGUUGGUGGAGUCCAAGAGAGUGGAUGUCCUCAACGGUACGCACUUCUCGGACACCAACAACGUAAAAAGAGGUACAGAAAAAGAUUCCGACGGAGAAAGUAGUGCCAGUGGGAAACAAGAACAAUUGAGCAACACAGAAAACCACGCUUGGAGAUUGACACCUUCCUGUUCUGAAUUGCUAUUGGUUGUUUUCUUCGCCAUUUCCCUGUCCCACAUUGUUCACAAUUUCCGGCUGCCAACUUGAAAAUGGUGUAUUAUUUUAGGGCAAUGCCUUUUUUUUUUUUCUUCUAUUCCCACUCGGUUCUGUAUUCACUAUUGUUGGAGACCGUUGUAAAAACUGUAAUAAUUUUGUCAUGAAACAAUUAUGAGACAUUUUGGGUUCUGAAGUAUUCAGCUCCCGUUUCUCUUAAAAGUUCGGUCAUUACAUUACUGAAGUCAGAACACUCGCAUAGCAUUUCUAACAUUGUUUUACCAUGAUACAAUGUAGGCAACUCUACAGAAGUGUAUGUAAAUAUGAUAAGUAGAACAAAGUAAACCUUACAGAUAUUGCUAUAGCUUUGAAUUAUUAGACUCCAACCGAUGACAAUGUAUACAUAAUAGGUCUACUAUACACGUAAUUGAUUCAAUUGUGGGGAAGGAAUGUCGUAAAGACACUUUUUUAAAAUAAAUUAGUUGCAGUGCAAUUUGUAAAAAUUUAUAGAAAUUGUUUCUAAUGAUUUAACGUUUCUAAACACCGGUAGUAGUGUUCAUGGUCCUCCCUUGAAGUAAACAAACAUAUGGUGGAAAAGUAUUUUACAUACACCCUUCAUUAGUUGUUAAUCGAGUCUCUUGAAAGGAGGUGAAAAACUUCAUAUUCGUGCGUGUGUUUAUAGUAAAAGUAGACUAGACUGUGAGACUAUAAAAUGUUUACAUUACUGUGUAUUCAAUUGAAGAAAACAUUCGAAACGUAAAGUGGAUACCUCAUAGUUUGUAAGGAAGCAAAGUUACGUAUGCUGUUUAAUUAUUUUGUUCUUGGUAUGGUACAGUUGCUGGCUUUGUGAAAUAUGGCUGAGUGUUCUUCUAUAUUUAGAUUUACUUUAGUGAGUGAUUUUUGUUUCUGAUUUAUGUUUUGCAGCUUAUUGCUGUUUUUCUUUUGUAGCUUUGUGUUUGUUUAUAUUUUUUUUUGUUUUGUUUGAUUGUUGUCAUUCUGUAGGGCCACAGCGUGUUUGUUCAAAGCCUAUUUAAACGAUAUGGUAACAUGUGAGCUUUUCCUUGUGGCAGAAAGUGAAAGAAUGUUGAGUUUCUGUUUUUAGACCAUCCUGUUUGACCUAUCUACUUUCGUUCUCUUUGUAAAUUGCAUUGUCUAUUUUUAUAUUGAUUUUUUUUUUAUUCGUCCUCCCAUUUUCUCUCGAUUUUGCUCCACUCUCUCCUCCCUCCCCGCCCCCCCCUAAUGUGAUCUAGACAAGUAGGCGUACUAAAACAUGAAUAUUUUAAAUGCACAUGAUAUGGAUCAAUAAGACUUCACAGUUGGAGAAGUAGGUCUAUGUCGGGCGGAAAAAAAAGAUAAACAACAAAAAAAUAACAGGCCUAAUGUAGGUGUAGGGUUUUGUGUUUUUCCAAAAUGUCUCCAGUCUAGUAUGACACUAGUCAUCAAGUUAAACAUAACAUUUUACAUCGAUUUGACCUCAGCCCUUCGCGAGAGAUAGUGAAGUGCUGCUACUCGGCCGUCAAAAUCAAACUUGACCGAAUGAACGUCUGAUCUGAUUGAUGGAAUGGUCCAGCGUGACCUAGUGGAAAUGUGGGAAGGAAGUACAUUUCUGUUGACUCGAGGACAAGGGCCAGCAAACAAAUGAUUCGGGGAAAAAAAUGUGUUGGUCCAUUUCUUCCGGACUAUUUAGUUAAGAGAAAGUUUGUCUCGUCUGGAAACAGUCACGUGAUUCUUAUCUCCGUGUCAGGCCGUUGAUUAAAUUCUAAACGUUUGCAUUAGCACUGAGGUUUUGUCUUCUUGGACAGUGAAGCCCAACCUACGGCCCGCGGGCCAUAUCUGGCCCUUCACGCGGUGCUAUCCGACCUUUUCAAACUUCUUAUGAAAUACAGGCGUUACUUUACAAAAAAAAAAUGAUUACGUCCUACGCGUAUCCCUAGGUUAAUCUAGUCAUACAUGUUAGUCCAUGGCUUAAACUCUGCCAAGUCACUAGUUUUCCUGGCUGACUCAGGCAACCCAUUCCUUGCUCUAAUAGCACUAGGGAAGAGCAUUGAUUGCAUUGGACUCGACGAUUUUUGGCGGCGAAACGGUCCGUAACAAGCGUGUUGGGAAUUUAGAAGGUAAAUGACAAUCUGGCCAAAGGAUAAAAUAGGCACCACUUCUCUGUGAUGAUCCACUUUAUCGUAUCUCCAUUCAAACAUUUCGCACAAUUAUACAAGUAAAAACUUGAAAAUUAGUCGAUAAAUUUCGCUUUUUACAAAUGUAAUGUGGCCCAGUACACCAAGGGUUAAAGAACAUCCCAAUCUUCUAUACUUUUGCGCGUUUUUUUUUUUCUUUUUUCUGUAUUAAUGAAUGUUACAAAUGCUCGCUUGAGUCUUCUUUAAUUGAUAAGAAAAGUACGGACACCAUAUUUCUUCAUGUGCUUAGGUCUACAUCUCAUUGCUUACAUAGUUUCCCCUUUGUGUCUUUAAAACAUAAGGAUGAAAACAUGUACAGCCAGAUGUGACCAGGUAAUUUAUUCGUGUACAAAUGUGUUGCCAAUUUUGGUUUUCUUCUCCCUCAUUCUAUAAAUGUGUUUACUUUCUUGACUAAACGGGUAUACUUGGCUGGUUUGUGAUCUUUGACAGUUUUUUUUUUUUUUUUCAAUACAUAGUUGUCAAUAUCUUUUUUAUGUUACCUAUGUACCUUGUUUGUAUUUCAUUAAGACCAAAGCAAGUGGAAGUCCAAUUCAGAGGUUGGUGUGUAGGCCUACGUUUUUGGUGUGUAGGCCUAUGUGUUUGGUGUGUAGGCCUACGUAUUUGGUGUGUAAACCUACGUGUUUGGUGUGUAGGCCUACGUGUUUGGUGUGUAGGCCUACGUGUUUGGUGUGUAGGCCUACGUGUUUGGUGUGUAGGCCUACCUACAUGUUUGGUGUGUAGGCCUACGUGUUUGGUGUGUAGGCCUACAUGUUUGGUGUGUAGGCCUACGUGUUUGGUGUGUAGGCCUACGUGUUUGGUGUGUAGGCCUACGUGUUUGGUGUGUAGGCCUACAUGUUUGGUGUGUACAGUUUGGGCUGAUGUUGAUUUUUGACUCGGAAAUUGGUUCUGAGAUUCAAAGUGUUUUACUGACGGACAAAACAUUCAUUCAUUAUUAUUUAUGUAUUAUAUAUUUAUUUAUGUAUUAUGUUUAUACAUAUGAUGAAUUUAAAAUGUUUUUCAUUUGUUUAUGUUCUCUAUCCACCAUAUCUUAUACUGCCAACUCGAAAUUCAUGAAUAGAGAGAGAAAGUGUGUGUGUGCGUCUGUGUCACAUAUUUUUCACAUCUUGAUUUUCUGGAUUUUGUGAUAGUAAAUUGAAACAAAACUUUUACUCUUUUUUUUUAAAAAACAAAAACGGAUUUCAAGUUAAAACAAGUGAGUUACAGAACUUAGUACAUGUAUUUAUAUAAACUGUUGCCUAGAGACAAUUUUUGUUUACAGCUAACCAAAUUGGGUUCUCUUUAAUGAUUACGCCUAUCAAUGUUAUGUUAUGUGUUAUAACCAGAUCGCUAUUGAAUUGGGGUUUCAUUUUUUGUUUGUUUAUUUGUUCAAUUACGUUUUUGUUGCUUUAUUGUUGUUGGUUUUUUUUAUUUUACAAUGCCAGCAAAAUUUAUUUAUUUAUUUAUUAUCAAUGUCAAAGUUGUCAUUAGUUUUCUUUAUAUAGACUACAUUCUACUUAAGUGUGCAGACUUGUAGAGCACCAGAACAUGAUAAGAUCUAAAGACUUCUGAUAUACUGGAGCUUUGCGCUUUUUCAAAAAGAGAAUCAAAUACAUUUCCAAAGAACAAGACCUUUGAUUUUGUUUCGGAAAAGAAGUUUCCAAAAUGCAGCACAAAUUUUCAAAAAUGCAAUAAGAUUUAUAGAAUGUCAAAGAGUCAAUUUGUAAUAACUCAGUUCUGCCACUCCAACAAAACACGUUAAGGAUUCUGUGAAUUCGCACCGAACAGGAAACGUGUAAUAUUAUCUUCAGAUUUGAGAAUUUAAUAUCACACCAUUUCUGAUUCGUACAUCAAAAGAAGGAUCUAUAAAUUCUUUUGCAUUUUAAUUUUGGUAAUUGCUUCCUGGGAUUUCGUGACAAUAAUAUGGCUGACAUCUCAACAUGGGUUCUAAUUGUUAGAUCUGGAUUUCAGUCAAAAUUAUCAGAGUGUGCUCUCAUACAUUCAUUGAUAACUGGUGCAAAUCAAAUGCUACAAGGAAUAAUUUUUUAGCUUAAUGAUUUUUAACAACAGUAUAAAGUCUAAUUUUAAAUCUAGGCAUUUAGUUCUAUUAGAAAUGUAUACAUAUAGUCUAUAUCUGAUUAAAAAAAAUUAACCUUCUAGUCCUGAAGUGAAGAAUUACUGCGAUUGAUUAUUAUUAUUAAUCUAAGCCUUACUCAGAACCUUUGAUUAUCAGUGCAAACAGGAAGCUGUUUAUUUCUUUUAUAAUAACCUGCUCUUAGAAUGUCUUAGAUUGUAUUUCUUCCGUUAGCCAUCUUGUCCAGCAUUCUUUUCAAUAUAAAUCUAAUGACUGAAGUCUGAUCUCACUAUAACACGUAUCCGUCGUUUGUGUCCUGUACACUCAUCAACACGCGUUCUUCGAAAAAAUGUCCCACAUGCCUCCAUCAAUUUUCAUCUUUCCUAAUCAUUUGUGUUCUAAGAUUUUUUAUAGAAAUUUUUGUAAACAGUUUUUUCUCUAUCUACAUGAAUCAAAUCACUCACUAGAUCUUUAAAAUCAUGGAGUGGAUGAGAACAUUUUGGAUGGUCUGGCUUUGCUUUCAAGUUUAAUUGCCUUUUAAUAAUUUGAUCUUCAGUGUUACAAAAAAUGGAGAGAUUUUUAGAAUGUUUUAUUUUAGCGUUUUAGUUUUAAAGCUGACAUUUAAGGUCAACACACAAGCGUUCUGUCUAAUCUGGCUGAUAUAUAUUGAUAUAUAAGAAUUGGGUUUAAACUUUGCUUGCUAAAUGUGUUUAUUACAUCCUCAGUGAAUGCGUCACGUAUGUGAAGUGUAAGUCUCAUGUAUAAAAACAUCAAUAACAUUAUAUAUGUCAUGCUAAA